Molecule: messenger RNA, 977 nt
Organism: Lottia gigantea (owl limpet)
Lineage: Eukaryota; Metazoa; Mollusca; Gastropoda; Lottiidae
Exons: 6
Coding region: 15-536 (173 amino acids)
Biological process (GO): protein transport to vacuole involved in ubiquitin-dependent protein catabolic process via the multivesicular body sorting pathway
Cellular component (GO): ESCRT II complex
Molecular function (GO): structural molecule activity; protein homodimerization activity
Source: RefSeq, a predicted model, not a curated record
CUCGUAAAUCCAUAAUGGCCGACUUCGAUUGGCCUUGGCAAUAUAAAUUUCCACCUUUCUUCACAAUCCAGCCUAAUCUAGAAACGAGAAAGAAACAAAUUGAAGCCUGGUGCACUUUGAUACUGGAUUACCAGAAAUAUUUAAAAAGUUAUAGUCUAGAUGUGAAAGAAGCACAAAAUUCACCUUUAUUUUACAAUAAAUCUAUAAGUCGACGGUUACAUGAAGAUGGGAUUUAUACAAUAUUAGGAGAGCUUCAGAAGAAAGGUCAUAUAGAAUGGAAAGAUAAAGGUAGAAAAGAAUGUUUAAUAAUGUGGAGAACUCCAGAAGAAUGGGGCAAACUUAUUUAUAAUUGGGCUGACAGUAAAGGAUUAUUAAAUACAGUAUGUACUAUGUAUGAAAUUUCAAAUGGUGAUGAUUCUGCAGAUACAGAUUUUCAUGGUAUAGAAAGUUGGUUAUUAUUACGUGCACUAAAAUCAUUACAAUUAGAAGGUAAAUGUGAAGUCAUGGCUGGAAAUGAAGGGGUUAAAUUCUUUUAGAAAAUAUCAUUGUAAAAAUCAUUCCACUAGUAGUUAAAGUGCUAUAUCUUAUCAUUGGCAAUAUUUCAGCUAAAAUUUCAUUGUUUAUGUUUAGUCUGUAUAUUCUACAUUACUGAUUUUUACCUUUGAACUUGAUGUUAAACGCUGCUUCAAAGGAAUCUCAGAUAUAUCACUUAAUUGCGUAACUGCUAAUAUUGCAUAAAAGGGUUAAUUAGGUAAAAGAAUUUAUUUGGAACCCAAAUGCGUAAAUUACAGAUGGCAAAGCCUAGCCGACCUCUUUUGUAGUAGAAGACCACUGGGAACAUUAUAUUCAACUUCAUUUAAUAGGAUCAACUAAUGUAGUUUUGUUCUGUUUUGUCAAGUCUUAUUUAUGUGUACAUAAUAUUUCAGCCUAAUUGUAUUAUUUUUAUUUAUAGAAUAAAGUACUUUGUAUCAAAUCAU